Limulus polyphemus (Atlantic horseshoe crab) is the source of this 536-nucleotide messenger RNA. Its product is annotated as probable inactive 1-aminocyclopropane-1-carboxylate synthase-like protein 2. The transcript has 5 exons. The record is from RefSeq and is a predicted model, not a curated record. The annotation marks the transcript as partial. Lineage: Eukaryota; Metazoa; Arthropoda; Merostomata; Xiphosura; Limulidae.
AUAUAUAUAGAGGGUGUUCAAUCUCUAAUAAAAACUAAUUGUCACAAUGUGAAAAUAAUAACAGUAAUAAUGAUAAUGAGGAGGUACUAUGCAUAAACAAACUAAAAAGAAAGCUCGACACAACGAUAGAGGAAUAGAUUCAUGGUCUGCCCAAUUUUGAAACAGUUGUUAUAAUUAAAAUGUCUUUAUCAAAGAGAGUUCAAGGGAUUCUUUCAAAACAAGAUCAUUUGACAAGUUGUGCAGAAUUGGUUAAUUCAGAUUUGUAUGAUGUAAGAGAAAAUCCUAAGGGUUAUAUCAGCUUUCAGAAUGCUUUGAACGAGCUGUGUGUUGAUGUCCUUGUUGAAAAGCUAAAUGAAGCAGGAGGAUUGGAGUUUGAUGCAACUGUGGGGAAACAUUAUGAAUUUUCUGGUAUACCUAGACUGCGGUCUGCCAUGGCUAAUUUUAUGAACCAUUUCUUUGAUCCAGUAGAAAAUGUAAAUCUCAAGGAUGUGAGUACUAUCCUAUCCUGUCUUAUUAGGAAUUUUGCAUUAUAUUAU